AUGUUCAGGGAGAGAUCUUUCCUCUCGGCCCAGGAGGUAACUAUUAUUCUCAAGGAACAGGAAGGACAGCACCAUCCGCCACCUCCAGAACCGCGUGCCUCCUCCGCGGGCGCUUACUACAAGGAAGGCGGAAACGAACCCACCCCACGAAAACGCAGAAAGGCUGUACAUCCAGGCGAUAACCCCGAUUACCAACAUCCGUCCAUAAAGCGCCCACCUCGUCGAAAUCCUCCUCGCGCAAAGGCAAAUCGGCCUGAGUCGCCCCUUGUGGAGGGAGCAGAUCCUGCACCAACCGCACGGGAAACGACAUCUGACAUUCUGACAUCUUCUGACCUCUCGGACUGCGAGAUCAACAUUCUAUUGCAUUGCCUCCCAAUGCUUUGUCACGGCCCGUCUUCCUAUCUUUCUGCACCUAUCGCUCCCGUCCCAGUACCCUGUCAACAAGCGCCCCAUAAGUUCUCGCAGCUUGGGUUUAGUAUAUUCCUGCCCUCGCAAUCAAUGGUGUACUUUAAGCUUUCAUCUCAAGCAUCGCCAUAUCUCAAUCUUCGAACACAAAACAGAUGGCUCGUUGGCUUUUCCGUUGUAUUCAUUCUUUUUGCGAUCGGAUUUUGCACCUCAUGUUUUGGUGACGUCUCUCGGGUAUACGCCACUGAGGAUAGCAACGCCUAUAUGAUCACUGACGCCUGGCCUGACGUGGAACAUGUCACGGGUGAGGACUCCAUCAUAUGCUCUAUGGACAUGGGCCAGACCUGGCACGCCUUUUCGCCCCAUCGUUCGCUCCGUGUGCAUACUGAAAUGCUCCGCCCCAAUGUGCCCCAUAGGAAGACGCAUAACGUUGGCAUCCAAUUUCGUCCCAAAGGCCUGACAACGGUCAAGGAUUUGACGUCUCUCCUCCUUGGCCAGGUUAUGCCACAGUCCCAACAACCCGGUAAAAGCCACAAUGUUUCUAUCUACCUUGACUUCGUCACCCUCAGGUGCCCCGGGUGGAAGCAAUCUAUAGCGCCGUAUUGCUGUGGAUUGCCAUCCGGAGGCACGAGGAUUGCUAUCCAGAACAAUGUGAAUUGCCAUCUGCAGGCACGUGGAUUGCCAUCCGGAGCACGGACUUCAGCGCAAGUCUUGCAAUCCUAUCUCGGCGAUGGUCCUCGUUGA
Messenger RNA from Suillus clintonianus, 1149 nucleotides. RefSeq lists its product as uncharacterized. The record is from RefSeq and is a predicted model, not a curated record. The coding region runs from base 1 to 1149 and encodes 382 amino acids. The transcript has 7 exons. Lineage: Eukaryota; Fungi; Basidiomycota; Agaricomycetes; Boletales; Suillaceae.